Molecule: messenger RNA, 1345 nt
Organism: Linepithema humile (Argentine ant)
Lineage: Eukaryota; Metazoa; Arthropoda; Insecta; Hymenoptera; Formicidae
Source: RefSeq, a predicted model, not a curated record
AUUGCUCGUCUCCCAUCUGAGCAUAUCAUUAAAGCUUUACGCAAACGUCAGAAAGUCAGAGACCUUUUAAUCAAACCGUGUCUAUUUCUGUUCUAUGAUUUUCCAUUUUUGUUUGCUUUUCGAUAAACGUUCAAUUAGGAGAAAAUUAAAUGGACUUCUUUUCUCUUCUCCGGCAAUAAAUUGUUCAUAUCUUCGUGUUAAGGAUACACGCAUAUCCAGUUAUUUCUUAUCCACCGUGAGUCAAGCCGUCGAGCAAAGAGACACCACAGAAGUAAAGUGUGCCAAAAAAGUACCGAGAGAAAAAGGCGAUUCUUAUUGCUCGAAAGAGAUACGCUUAUCCAUCGGCGAAGCGCGUAUGCGGCUCUCGCUAUUGGAUAUUCAUGGCACGGCAAAAAAAAAGAGAACGACUCGGUUUGGCUUGGCAUCCACUUUCAUCGACUUCCGUUUUUACGGACGAGGACACGUUGCGGCGUAGCGCUGACUUCCAUCACGACGGAGCGCGGACGCGACAAGGCCGUCGUGGCUGAGGCACGUCGUGCGGAUCGGUGACGCCUCGAAACCUGCCUCUAUCGCGAGUACCAUUGCCGUCGUCGCUCGGUUGCUGGCUUUCACUUUUCCUGGCGAUACCUCGUGUUUUGAUUGCGCGAGAUCUGGGCGGGGAAAUGGAACGGAAAGUGGUAAUGAUGUGGAACGACCGGAACAUCUUGCUGGUUUUGUACUUUCUUCUGGCGUUAAUUACUUUCACGUCAGCGUACGAUCCAAACGACAAGUCCUUGAAGGACAUUCUUCUACCCGAGGGUCAGUUCGAGGCAUUUUACUUGAAGGGCACGCAAGACGAGGAACAAAACGCCGUGAGACCGCCUCAUCUUCAUGGAUCUUUUCAUCAAUAUCGAAACCCGGCGCUGGUUGACGCACCGAACAGCGCGGCGUACGGAUUUCGUUUCGAUGGAAAACGCCGAUUCAAUUUCAGCUGAAUUAUUGCCAAUAAUUGCAUCCGAAAAAAGGAAUCGUUGAGCGCGAGAAACAUUACUGACGCUUUCAUCGGGAGCUGCGGUUAUCAUUGAAAUAUGAAAAUUGGAAGUACGCAAAAGGCGAACAUUUAGCGGUCAACGAUUAGCGAUUAGCAUCAUAUUGUGCAGUCAGGCGUGUAACAUUCGAAAGUGUUAAUAAUAAGAAAAUCUCAGAUGUGUAACGCAAAAAUUGUAAAUGUGAUUUACGCAAAUAAUAAAAAUGCAUAUUAUCGCUGUAUCUCUACCAUAAAAGCAAACGCUUCGUUGCAAACGUGAAAGAAUAAAGUACAUGUUUUAUUUAUGUUUUGCAAGUCUUUUAAUUACAUUCUAUUUCU